AUGUCACCACGCAAUAUUGUGGAUGCUCAGAAUGGAAUUUCGUACGAGGUGCUGAAGCGGCUGGGCAAGGUGGGUUUUUUAAUUUUACUACCCUAAUUCACGCUACUCUACCAUAUAAUACUUUGGCCAACUUUACUUUACCCUAUCCUACCCUACCCUACCCUACCCUAUCUUACCUUACCCAACCCUAAUUAGCCUAGGCUUCGCUUCUACCGUUUAGCCCUGGCCUACCCUCUACCCUUUAAGCUAGGCCUACCCUCUACUCUUUAGCCGAGGCUUAACCUCUGUCCUUUAGGCUAGGCAUAACUUAUACUCUUUAGCCUAAGCUUAAAGUCUACCCUUUAGCCUAGGCCUACCCUCUAAUUUAUAGCCUAGACCUACCCUCUACCGUUUAGCCUGAAUCUUCCCUCUAUCAAUUGGCUUAGAACACCUAUAUCCUUUAGCCUAGGCCUUUGUAAUUGAAAUUUUAUUUUCAGGGCUCAUUCGCGACCUGCUACCUAGUCAGUACUCGAUUGCACUCAGCCGUUGAUACUCAGUUUUUUGCUUUGAAGAAGUUUGCUCAACGUAACCAUCAUGAACACGAGAUACGGUUUUCCAAAAUUUGGAACGAAAUCGUGGUUCAUGGUCGAUUAUGUGAUGAAUAUCGACAUCCACAUCUGGUUUCGAUGUUGGCAGCCUUUACAUCGGAUGAAGGGGAUACCUGCAUGUUGUUGGAGUACUGUCCGAAUGGGAAUCUGAGCGAUUUUGUUGAACAACAGCCUAGUAAGUUGUUGUCGAUAAUAUAAUUGUAUGUACAGGCUGCAGAACUUCUUAGUUGCUUAAAAUAGUAGCAAUAGUACUCUUUUAAGGUACUAUUGGUACUAUUUUAAAGUAUAAUAAGAUUAUAUUAUACAUGAUUAAUCUCACUACAACUUUUUCCUUUCAGAAGGCUCCCUACGAGAAACAGACGCCACCCGUUACCUAAAACAACUGCUAAGUGCUCUAGAGUACAUCCACUCCGUCUACGACGUCCUUCACCGUGACAUAAAGCCAGGAAACGUGCUCCUAACCAAUGGUGCUCGUACAGUCAAACUAGCUGACUUUGGACUAGCGUGCACGGCCGAAGAUGCAAGAAGACGGGCUUCAGUAUGUGGUACUCCCAACUACGUAGCACCAGAGACAGUACUAUACAAAGGACACACUUAUUCGUCUGAUUAUUGGGCUUUAGCAUGUACUUUCUACUUUAUGUUAUGCGGGCAAACACCCUUCCAGACGUCUUCGAUCAAAGGAACUUACUCCAGAAUCUGUAGAGGCGACUAUGGGUAUCCAAGGAACUUCAACGGAAGCCGGAGGGCUAGCGAUUUUAUCGAUAAGUAAGUAAAAUUUGAUUUUUAAAAUGGUCCAAAACGUUUUUUUAAAGCAAUUUUCGUCUCCAACCCAUAAACAUUUUCAGAGUCCUGCUAGUGAAUCCGAUGCACCGAAUGACGAUGCGUGAGAUGCACGAUCAUCCUGUCUUCCAAAUGUUUCGUCGCAAUUCCCUGACCAAUCUACAUCAAAUGGAACUAUACGACUCAUCUCCAUCACACUCCAACGGAUCCUCACAUUCAGAACAUUCACCGCCAAGAACUCCCAACCCUCGAGUAAAUCGAUGUCAAUCCAUGUACGAUGUCAACAACAAUGCUCCAGAAUCCGCGAGUCCACAACGAUCGUUCGCCGAUUCUCAGCUAAUCACGAUGAACCUGUACUAUCGAUGUGUGACCGAAUGUUUGGGAGAUCAAGGAGAAUAUUGUGUGAUUCCAGUUGAUAGACAGAUUCCUCAGAAUUAUGUAGCCAAAUGGGUUGAUUAUACCAACAAGUUUGGGUUCGGCAUCAUGAUGAGGAAUGGAGUACGAUCGGUGGUCUUCAACGACGAUUCGCUGCUUUCUACAAUGUAGGUUUUGCUGUAAAUUCCCUGAAAAAAAAACUUUUUAAAAUUAUCCUCCCCCCUGAACUAACUUUUUAAAAAUGUUACCUUGCCGUAAAAUUUUUUGACCCUCGCUGAUCAUCUUAGGACUUCUCGUGCCCUUAAUUAUCCCAAAACCACCCUCCCGACCCUAGAUAUACCUAAAAAACACCUUCUAAAACAUUACCUUUUCAGUGACGGAGAAACAACCCUAUAUCACCCUCUAAAAUCACACAAAAGCUCAAGUAUCAUAAACAAAGACGACACAGUGAACCAAGCCAUGGAAUCCAAACUCCGUUCUCUCCGUUACGUCAAGAAAUACAUGGAUACAGAGCUGAAUUCAGCUGUUCCGUUGCUAGAACCUCGAAAUUCUGAUGGAAUUCAACUUUGUCGCGAAAAUUAUGUGACAGAGGUCAUGAAACUCACAGAUUCUGUUGUUUUCAUCAUGUCAGAUGAGUCUGCACAGGUAAGGAACAUUGAAAAGAGUGUAAAGUUAAAGGUUUUACAAGUUACGGCCAUGUUCUACUCUGUAAAGCAAAAUUAUCCAAAAAUCAAUUUUGUCGUUUCGUCCCGGUUUGUUUUUCUGGCCGAAUUUGUGAAAUCCAAGUAAACAAAAUAUUGUUUUCGUGUAAACAUACGAAAAUAAGUUGGAAAGAAAGUAAAUAAUGUGUAUUUCAGGUAAACUUCACCACAUGUCGCCUCAAAGUAUUCUUACAACGAGAAAAUGACCAAGUUUUCUUGACCACCGUCUCGCCAACUGGAAUAUUCGGGUUUUCUCUGAUGGAACGGGUGUUUAGCCCGGUCCAGCCAGCUCCGCCUUGUCCUAAUUGGGCUCCAAUGGUAUUGGACACGUUACAACAAGUUUUGGAGAGGUUUUCACUUGCCAGACAUUCGACCAAGUGCUAA
Messenger RNA from Bursaphelenchus okinawaensis, 2827 nucleotides. NCBI's taxonomy places the organism in Eukaryota, Metazoa, Nematoda, Chromadorea, Rhabditida, Aphelenchoididae. The record is from the annotation of a GenBank genome assembly.